AGAUAUUGGUCCAGAGACCAGCCAGGACAGCGGCCCACGGUGGAGUCGCCGGAGGGAGGAGCCAUGGUUGAAAAACAACAGGGGGCUGACUGACGGUGACGAAGCCUGUGGUGAAGUCCAGCGUGGAGAUGAGCAGACGGAGGCUGAGUCCGAAAUCGCAUACUCAAUGAGUAGAUACUCAAUUUCAGUAGGUACAUACUCAACAGGGCUACAUGGGUACGUAUUGUUUUCCCUGAAUGGGUGUAGUUUGAAUGCGAUCGGCCAUUUUCCAUAUUGAUGAUCUUCUCCUUUUUAAUGGCAGGGAGUGUUGAAGAUUUUAUUGACCAAAAUAUAAAGGAAUCAUGUACACUUUACAUUACUAUUAUAAAUCUAUCUCUACAUAAGAUCUGGUCUUUGUUAGCUCAUCUCUAGUCGUAAAUACCAGAGUCUUUGUUAGUAACCCCCCUCACCAGCUAGGAAUGCUGAGAUCAGACAUCUGUUAAAGGUAUUAGGGUAACCCCCAAUAACUUAGGUGUGUGUGUGUGUGUAAGGACACUAUAAAGGUCUGCCCCCAACCAGGGUUGGGCAGUUGCAUUGCAAUCCAACUCGGCUUUGUUUCAACUUUGUGAGAAUAAAGUCUAACUACUUUUGGUUUCAAAGCCUUGACUCAAGAGUCGUUUCUUCGGAGCAAAAGAGGAAAAAUCACAACAUCUUGGUGUCAGAAGUAGGAUCCUCAGAAAGAGCAGUAAAGUGGACCACGGCGGGCGGCAUCUGGACGAGCAACACAACAAUUUGGCCAAGGAAAAGAGAAAGGAGUUGUGUGAGGAGACGGAGAUCAUCAAUCGAAUUUCCCCAGGGGAUCAAGUCUAUCUAAGGGUAUUCAGGAGGAAAUGGAACGAACCGAGAAGGGAAGGGCCUUAUAGAGUGUUAGCAGCUAUACUUCCACGGAAGUCCAAGUGGAAGGAAAGAACACCUGGUACCACCUGAACCACUGCACAAGAGUUCCUAAAGAAAAAACAGGAACAGGAGAGAAAAGACCAGAAACCAACGAGCAAGAAAGUCUCAGAGUUAAAAAUAAUGAAUUGCAAAGUGUGGCAGAAGGAAUUGAACAAAACAAUGAAAAUAAUAACUCUGACAAUAAGCCUGAUUGUCAUAUGCUUGUCACAAGUUCAAGCUGCUACAGUCAACACCACAACUCCAAAUCCGAUAAUUCAGACUCUCAACCACACUUCCCUACCAUUAACGUUUCAGCUCUCAACGGAAGCCAGUAACAACUCCAUACCAGAAUUGCAAGGAAAACAACGUAGGAACAUCAAAGAGGAUUACAGUAUGAAUGAAGGCGAAACUAAACUUGAUGCUUUAUGGGAAACAGCACAGAGUAAUCAAUGGUAUGAAUGGGCAACCUAUACAGCAACAGAGUUAAAAAAGAAAGACUGUUUAUUCUGCACUAAAACACAGAUGAGCCAAGUAAUAGUGGUCCCAAAUCCUUUCGAUUACGAACAUUGUGCUAAAUUCAAUAGAGACUUUUGCCAUUUGAGGAAAGAUGUAAGAUAUUUUUGUCCAGCUGAAUGUUUGGCCUUCCUAAGUAAUCCCGGACACAUGUUGCUCUUUAAGAAUAUACCACUACUGAGAGCUAAAUGUAAAAGCGUUGAAAUAACUGAAGGUACGAAAAGACAACAUGACCAAGUAGAAAUUCCACCCUGGUAUACCAUAGACUAUAGCAAAGAAUAUGAAUGUUUUUUCAAAUCCACAGGGGUUAGGGAUGUGGGACAAUUUAAAGGAAAAUGCAGUGUCAUUUGGAAUCUAGAUACAAAGCCAUUUCGAAAUGUUGAUGAUUCUAUGGAUUUCCCACCCAGUCGGGCAUCAGGAAUAAGAAGAGGAGAAAAAAUAAGUCCAGCUGAAACUUGUGAAAAUCAAACUAUAUCAUUACCUGUAACGGAUCUGUAUGAGGAUCAAACUAAAGCAAUAGCUGACUAUUUUUGGAUUUGUGGAAAAAGAAAGCUAUUAUCUUCCUUACCCCCCGGAUGGAGAGGGAAAUGUACUAGAGUAAGAUUAAUACAAGAAAUCAAAAUAAUAGAAUGGGAUUCAGAAUCCACAAGGGAAAAUAAUAACACAAUCAAUCACAGAGCUAAGAGAAGUUAUAUACCAGAUCCUAAAGUAUAUAUAGACUCCAUAGGUCAGCCCAGAGGUAUACCAGAUCAGUUCAAACUACGAGAUGAAGUUAAAUCAGGUUUUGAAUCUAUUUUCAUUUGGAUUUCACAAAAUAAAAAUACAGAAUGGAUAAAUUAUAUAUACUACAAUCAACAAAGAUUCAUUAACUAUACCAACGAAGCUUUAAUUUCUUUAGGAGAACAAUUAGAUGCAACCAGUAAAAUGACAUGGCAAAAUAGACUAGCUCUUAAUUGGAUGUUAGCGGACAAAGGAGGUGUGUGCGUCUUAUUUGGAAACCAAUGUUGCACAUAUAUCCCUAACAAUACAGCACCAGAAGGAACAUUUACAAAAGCUAUGACCAAACUCAAAGAAUUACAAAUAGAAUUGGCAACUAAUGCUGGAAACGAGGAAAAAUUAUGGGAUUGGUUUAAUUUAAAGUUAGGAUCAUGGAGAGUAUGGUUAGCCAAAUUAGGAAUACUUUUGGGAGUGACAAUUGGCAUGGGAGGAUUAUUAUUUUGCUGUGCAUUACCUUUAUUAAAAUCACUAAUUAUCAAAGCCACUGUUAAACAAAUGGAAAUGUUAAGAUAUUAUGAUGACGAGAAAAGAAAUCUAACUCACCAAGAAUGUCAUCAAGAUAUGCUUUACAAAACAGUAUUGAAGUUGCAAAGGGCAGAUGAAAUUACAAAUACCUCCAAUGAAUAUUUGGAAUGAACACGAAACACAUGAAUUAGUAAAAUAAUCUUCGCAUUAUGUAUGUUCUGUUUUGUUUUCAUAUAAUGCAUAUUUUGUUUACAAUGCAUAUUUUAUUUGUUUUCAAUUAUGCAUAUUUUAGUUUAAUGCAUAUUUUAUUAUCUUCAUGUUACUUAGUAUUCAUUCUAACUCUUAUUUUUAAUAUUUACUCUCAUUUUAUUUUUUAUUUUUUUGUGUUUAUAUUUACUCCAAUUUUAUUUUAUUUUGUUUUUACUCUUCUUUUAUUUCAUUGUUAGAUACUGUAUAUUCUACAUAACUGUGAUAACCACAGGCAAGCGCAGAACCAAUUGCACGCACAUGCUUUGAACAAGUUUAUUCUUAACUAUAAUCUUUUGUUGUUAUCAGAAUCUUUUACUUUCUCUUUGUCAAUGGUAGAGAAAGAGGUUUGGUUCUGAUACACUUCAGAGAAAUGUUACAUAAAUGGUUAUUGGUAAUGAGAAAUCGUGACUAUUUAAGUCAUUAGAUGGUUAAUCAAGAAAACCUAGGUAUGAAGCAAUUCUCUGAAUGAAAUCAGUCAAAUGAGACGUGACCGUCUCAAAGGGGGAAAUGUUGAAGAUUUUAUUGACCAAAAUAUAAAGGAAUCAUGUACACUUUGCAUUACUAUUAUAAAUCUAUCUCUACAUAAGAUCUGGUCUUUGUUAGCUCAUCUCUAGUCGUAAAUACCAGAGUCUUUGUUAGUAACCUCCCCUCACCAGCUAGGAAUGCUGAGAUCAGACAUCUGUUAAAGGUAUCAGGGUAACCCCCAAUAACUUAGGUGUGUGUGUGUGCGUGUGUGUGUGUGUGUGUGUAAGGACACUAUAAAGGUCUGCCCCCAACCAGGG
Messenger RNA from Triplophysa rosa, 3701 nucleotides. RefSeq lists its product as uncharacterized. The transcript has 2 exons. The coding region runs from base 1057 to 2841 and encodes 594 amino acids. Lineage: Eukaryota; Metazoa; Chordata; Actinopteri; Cypriniformes; Nemacheilidae. The record is from RefSeq and is a predicted model, not a curated record.